AAGAAAAAGCUAGAAGUAGCUUGAAUGUGUCUGGUAUUUACUAGCAUUAUAAUGCAAAGCUUCUGUCAAAACUCAAAGCUAUUGGAAGUAUUCCCGAUUUUGUUUAAUAUAUUAUUUAAUUUGAAAUACAAAAUGAAUAGUGAUAGUUUUAUUUUUUUAAUUAGCGUAUAUAAUAAUGUACGUAAAGGCCUCUUGUUAUGUAAAUAGUUAAAGGACUGCGUACGAAAAUGGCUUAUCCUGAUUUAGUUGUAGUGAUGUAAAUAAUUUUCUUUAUUUACUAAUAUCUAAAAUGCGGUGUUGUGUACCGGGCUGCAAAAAUGACUCGAGACAUAUCUCGAAGUCUCAGGGAAUCACUUUUCAUAUUUUUCCCACUGAGGCAACACUUCGCUCCUCCUGGCUUCGGGCUCUUGGCAAAGAAUCGUGGGAGCCCAAGGAACGCAGCGCGGUCUGCUCGGAGCAUUUCCUCUGUGAAGACCUGUACGAGACUAAGAGUGGGCUCAGGAAAGUGAGGGCGGGUGCUGUGCCUAUUGUGCGAGAUGUUACUUGUGACUAUGGGGAAGCCAAUACUUUGCAGGUGUGCCGAAUAUGCCUCGCGGUGGACGGCAGGCUGCUCUCCAUUAGGAAGUACCGAUUGGAAGAAGCUUAUCACCACCUAACAGGGCUUGAGUGUGAAGAUAAGCUACCCGGCCAGCUAUGUGUAGAAUGCGCUCACCGCCUUCUAAACAGCAGUAGACUUAGGAACAAAAGUCUACGAGCGCAUUCAAUAAUGAUGGAGAUCGUGAGCAGACAGGAUAGCCUAACACUACAACAUCUAGCUACAAUAAACAGAGACAAUAAUAGACUGACCUCAAACCUAGGUCCUAAACAUUAUGAACCUAACAUCUACAACCAAACCUUAGACCACGACACAAUUGACGAAAAAGAACCAAUAUUCGAAGUUAAUAUCACAGAUGAAAUAGUAAUCAAACACGAAAAUAAUGAUUUUAAUGAAGAUAACGAAAUGAAAGAGGAAAAUAAUGAAGUUGGUUAUGAAGAUAAUGACAAUGAUGUAGAUUUUGUGGCGUCAGAUAGAGAAUAUUCGACCGAUGACAGUUUGCCGUUAGAAGCUAGGAGGAAAAAGAAGGAGAAGGUUAAGAAGAAUAAGAUUGAGAAGAAGGAAGUUAUUAAGAAGGUGCGAAAAAGACAAGUGAAAAAAGACCCAACGCUGCCUAAAAUCGACCGGCGACGGAAGCCAUUUUUAAAUGACGAAUUGAACGAAACUCUGUUUACGAUUACGGAUCUCACUCAAGAUGAGCAGCUAGAAGAGAUACGAAAGAGACAGGAGACUGCUAACUACAAAAAUUCUGUGUUCAAAUGUGAAGCGUGCUUCAAAGGCUUCCUGGACGAGGAUGCUUACAAUAGUCACAUCAUUAGACAUACAGAUCAAUGCGGCGAAUACGAGUGCAACAUAUGCAAAACGCAUUUCAAGCAUCCGCACGCCUUGAGGAAACAUAUCACGGCGCACCACACGCAACGAUUUAGUUGCAACCAGUGUCCUUACGUCACCACCCACAGACAAACGGCUAGACUACAUGAAAGAUGGCAUAAAGGCACCAAAUAUCAGUGCCCACAUUGUCAAGAUGAGUUUGUUAAAUUCACAACCUACAUGGGGCACAUACGCAUCAAGCAUCCGUCCGACUUCGUGUGCCAGCUGUGCGGGUAUUCCUUCGUGAGCGAGAAAGGGAUAGAGCUACACAAGAAGCUGAAACACAGACUCGACGACCCCCAGAUACCAGAGGACGGGCCUUUCUGCGAGCUUUGCAACGUACGUUUUGUGUCUAACGAGGCUCUGAGAAGGCACAUUCACGUCUCGGCCAGACACGCGGGCAGCGACAAAGACGACAAGGAAGCCAACAAGGCGAAUAGGCCACGAAGACCGCGGGAGCCGAACGUGGCGCGCGAGCGGAAGCGGUCGCGGAGCACCUCGAGCGAGCGCCGCCGCUACCCCAGCCAGCUGCGCAAGGCUGAAGGACCCAUCCCUUGUGAACAGUGUGGGAUGCAACUAGAGGAUUCCCGGGCGUACCACGGCCAUUUCCGGCGGAUGCAUCCGGACAAGAAUCGAACCAACUACCCGUCCAUGAAGUCGCCGUGCAUGUGCGAAGUGUGCGGACGGAUGUUCCAGAGCUACGCCCUCCUAAAAGACCACACCUGGACCCACACGGGCGAGCGGCCCUUCAAAUGCGACUCGUGCGGCAAAUCGUUCCGUAUGAAGCAACGCCUCGUCGCGCACCGCCGCGUGCACAGCGCGCAGCGCGCCACCUACGUGUGCAGCGUGUGCGGGAAGCACUUCAGCACGCACAGCAACCGGCAGCGGCACAUGUUUAUUCACACCGGCCUAAAACCAUUCAAGUGCGAAAUGUGUGGGAAGUGUUUCAAACACGCAAGCGAGAAGCGAGCACACAUCACAUAUGUACAUCUCAAGAAACCGUGGCCCAAGCGUGCUCGGGGCAAGCGUCGGGAUUCCAGACAGAGUAUGCAGCACCCUCAAAUGUCGGUGGGCACGAGCGCGAGCGAGAUGGACAUAGUGCAGCCGCUGUGGCCGUCCUGCGACCCGAAGCUGGCCGACAUCAACGCGAUGAUGGACGACAAGCCUAUGUAUUAUAACCUCAAGAUAUAGUCAAAGGUAUAAUUGUAUACAUAACUGUAUUAUUGUUGUAGUUAGAUACCUCGUUAUUUCAGGAUUAGAAAAAAAUCGGUCUAAUCGGUAUUACUGCAAUGUUCUGCCGCCAGAGUGCAGCACUAGCACCUAUUCUAAACCAUAGACUGAAUUAUACAUACUGUGCCUUAAACUGUUUUUUGACAAGUUUUCACAGAUAAUAAAAUAUGACAUUGAUACAUCAAGGCGGUUUGUUUACAUGAGGCCUGCCGGGAAACUCGAAAAUCUCAAUUUAGUUAUCUGCCUCUUUGUCGCUCGAAUAUGCAAGAAUGAUAGAGAGGUUAGAUAACGAAAUUUCGUUUUUCUUGUUUCGCGGUAAGACCCUCCGAUUGUGGUAGUGGCGCCCCCUACGCAGAGUUACGCAUAAUAUUCCCUAGUCACCCACGUUUUUUUUUUCAGACAUCUCAAUGUAAUUAGUAUAAGUUUACUGAUUUCCAUUAAUAUCACGUGAUAUAAGAGGCAUAUUAACCAGUUCUAAAAUAGAUUUACUAGAAAUUGCACGACAGAUCGCACGAUUUUUCUAAUCUUAAAAUAACGAAGUGUAGGUUGCCAUUAAAUUAGAAAUCGUACCAAUGGUGCCAUUACAAAUCAAUUAAAUAUAAGAAUAUAACUUGACAUCGGAUUUUUGGGGGCAAAAUUAAAUGUAAUGUAGGAAGUUGAUAUAUCGAUAAACUGAAUUAUCGAUGCUUUUCCUAUGUACUAGUGAUUGCUCCAAGUUUUUGCUUUUAAAUUGAAUAGUAUGAUAAUGAAACAAAAAAAAAAUCUACUACUUAGAUUAAUUUAUGUUUCUUAAUUUUAAAAGGAUUUUUGAGAUUUCAUUGAUCAUCGCGUUUUUAUUCAAGCCAGUCUUACCAAAUAACCAUCUUGCUAUACUAUUUCUUUUUUGGUACUCUAUUGAAUUAUGUAAAGCGAUAAUAUUAAUAGUUUGUUUCUUUUUGUACAAUUAAGUGUUUUACUAUUACCCCCAAAAGUCCGAUGUCUGAAUAUAACCAAAUCAUUUUAAUUCAAUACUUAAUCAGGAAGUCUCACCACUUACUCGUAAAUUAGUGACGAUAUAGUCCGUCAAAAAUUUUGUCAGUAGAAAAAGGCGCAAUUUUUUUUUUGGGACGAUAAGCCUUUGCGCCUACAUUUUUUAAUUUUGCCGCUUUUUCUACUGACGGAAAUGGCUUGACAGACUAUAUACUGUAUUUGGAACUCUACAACUGUUGCAAACAAGAUAAGCGGUUACCGUAGCCUAUAAGCUAGGGUUGCCAUAAUUAUUCGGAACUGAUAGGGGAAAAUGGGGAGGGGGAGGGGGAUACAUAUUCACACAACUUUAACUCAUAUAGGUGAGGAAACAAGGUGGUUUAAGAUGAUUUUGAUCAUUUCUAUAGGUAUUCUGCAGCGGUUUUGAUAUACAGGUCAAAAACGGAAAAAAUACGGGACUCGAUACUUGAAUUCGGUGACUUUUGGCAACCCUGCCUAUAGUGCCUGCAACACAGGUGCAAAAUACCCGUUAUCGACUUUUUGGAAAAUCUAUACACUCCUUUUAUGAAUAAUCGAGUACUUGUAGUCUCCGUCGAGAAAAUACAUACUAUUUGUCAUUAACCCUUUAUCGUGCGCGGCGUGUAUCAUGAACCUUGCCGGAAUGCUUGAAGAUUGAUAUCGGGUUGUAGCCGGGCGCGUAAAGCAUUUGGCGGUGAAACGGUUAACCUUUUCGACGCCGCGUCAAACACAAAAACUAUCACUCAGACGCCACAUCACCGAAGUGUCAAAACUGAAAUUGAACUUUAUGCAUAUGCACGUAGGUCUAUGUUGCUCUUUGGUCUGUGACGGAUUAAUCCGUCUUUGGCGUCGAAAAGGUUAAACCAUAUUUUAUAUAAGAUUAAGUUGGUUUUUAAAACACUUUAGUUGAAUUGUAUUACUAGUGCUUAAGUUAAUAUUGAAAAGAAUAAUAUGUAUAUAAAGUAUGAUUAAUAAUGUAGAUAUGGUAUUAAUUUAUUUUAGUUGAAAUUAACAUUGCUUUGUUUAUUAAAUUAUUAGUUAGGACUUAACAUGGCUGAACAAUAGGAAUCUCAUUGAUGAUAUCUUUUCACCGUAAUGUUAUAGAGAAAUAUAAGCAAAGAAAGAGGGCUAACUCCAUACAUCAGUUUUGUUACCAAAACACGAGUUAUUUCGUACUCGACAUCUAACGUCAUUUAGUACGGAAGGUGGAGGUAAGGAAAUAAAUCUCCAUGUACCAAAAAGUGUCAUCAAAAAACCUUAAAUAGGUGGCGCUACAAUACCUAGAAUACUUGAACAAAAAAAUCGAAUCAUAGACAGCGCACUUUACUCCGUCAAUAGCGCCUAGGUUCUUAGCUACUCUAGCGCUACUCUGGAGAGAUUUGGAACUAUUAUUUAUAGCUAACAGCUGGACACUUUUGCAACAGUUCUAUCAUAAGAGAUGUCACUCCUCUUAAUUCCAAACUCCAUAGUCAUUUAGUGGUUUUAUCAGUACCGCUACUUGACACCAGAUGUCACAAGAAAAGCAAGUGACGAAAAAUGUAUUGCCAAAACAAUUUACAACUAAUAUUACAAGCAUAAAUAGUUGAAAGUAGAGUUCCGGUUAAUCCGGUUAUAAUAUUAGCAGAAAAUUGUUGAGCAUUUGAGUUAUCGUUCGUCGCGACAUCUAUUGUCGAGUACUGAUAAAUUCCGCUAUUUGCCGCUAGAUGUCGACUACGAAAUAGCUAGCGUUUUGUUAAGAAAACUGAUGUAUGGAGUUACCACUAUUUACUAUUCCUUAUGUUAACCUUUUCAACGCUUUUCCACACGUGUCAAGAAAUGCCAUGGACGCCAAAAAGUUAACUGGUGAAGAGCGAAUAUGAAGCUUAACUGACAGUAGGAAAGUCGCUUUGACAACGUCCGCCAUAGCCUUUUUAAUGGUCAUUGGCGUCGCGGGCACGACAGACGAUGACCGUUUUAGUGGUCUUUGGCGUUGAAAAGGUUAAUAUGAUGUUUUUACAAAGAGCACGAGGUCUAUACAUAGGUGCAAUUUUAGUAAAAAUGCAACGUUUUGAGCAGCACAUCUAAAUUGUGCUCUACAACAUUUUACGUAUAUAACAACAGCCCAGGUACACACCUAAAGUUUAUGUUUUGUAAUAGAACAGUGGUGGGCAAACUUUUUUCAUGGGGGGCCAGUAAAUUUAAAAAAAUCCGAGGAGGGCCGGAACUGCAGUAUAAAUACAUUAUGAUUUGAAACCGUUAUCUCUCGAGCUAUAUACUAAUUAUUUCGAAGGACCGGCGGCGGGCCGGAUGAAAGCCUUGCGCGGGCCGGAGCUGGCCCGCGGGCCGUACUUUGCCCACCACUGUAAUAGAACAUUAAACGUGUUUUUACACGACACGAGUUUUCUAAUACCAUUGAUUUAAAAACUGAGAGUGUUUCUCGUAUGUUGGGCCACUAGAGGUAAAAUAACCUAGAUACUUAAUUUAUACUACAGAAGAAAAAGGAACACGGAUAGUAAUAUGAAUAAACACAUGAACAUUUUCGUUGCCACCAUUCUUGCUUUGAUUCAGAAAAAGACAUUAAUACUUAUAUAAUUGUAAUUAUUAUAAAAAGACAUGCUAUCUCUGUCUAGUGCAGAGAUAUCCGCACAGUAUUAUCUGUUGUGUUUACACUUCGUACGAUCAGGGGCCCAUUUCUCGAAUGGUAUUAGACUAUUAUUAUUAUUCCACGAACUAAGGGCCCAUUUCUUGAACGUUAUUAGACUAAUAUUAUUAGUCCAAAAACUGUCAAAUCGUAUGGGUUACCAUGGCAACACACUAAUAAUAUUAGACUAAUACCUUUCGAGAAAUGGGCCCCAUGGCGUAACUGUACGUGUUGUAAAAAUGUAAUUAGGUAUAUGGAGCGUGAUUGUGCACUGUGUUAUAUUUUAAAAUGUAAUAAAAUAUAUUUCAUACACAAA
Molecule: messenger RNA, 6615 nt
Organism: Cydia pomonella (codling moth)
Lineage: Eukaryota; Metazoa; Arthropoda; Insecta; Lepidoptera; Tortricidae
Product: zinc finger protein 502-like
Exons: 16
Coding region: 290-2656 (788 amino acids)
Biological process (GO): regulation of transcription by RNA polymerase II
Cellular component (GO): nucleus
Molecular function (GO): DNA-binding transcription factor activity, RNA polymerase II-specific; RNA polymerase II transcription regulatory region sequence-specific DNA binding; zinc ion binding
Source: RefSeq, a predicted model, not a curated record